AUUGUUGUACUAAUCUGAAGGCUACAUGAAGUUUGUAGGUUUUUAGCUAUUGACUCUGCAGACAAUUGGUGACUUCUGCGCACUGUGAGCUUCAGCAUGUGCUGACCCCGCUCUGUCAUUUUUACGUGGCCUACCACUUCAUGGCUGAGUUGCUGUUGUUCCCAGUUGCUUCCACUUUGUUAGAACACCACUAACAGCUGACCAUGGAAUAUUUAGUAGCAAGGAAAUUUCACGGAUGGAUUUAUUGUUUUACCAUCAACAAAGAAACACCCAAGAGAGCCACGGCAAAGUUUUUGCUCAGACAAAUGGACUCUGAUAAACUAAUGACUUUGCAAAGCAGUCUGCAU
Molecule: messenger RNA, 347 nt
Organism: Staurois parvus
Lineage: Eukaryota; Metazoa; Chordata; Amphibia; Anura; Ranidae
Source: the annotation of a GenBank genome assembly